Messenger RNA from Closterium sp. Naga37s-1, 1830 nucleotides. The record is from the annotation of a GenBank genome assembly. Lineage: Eukaryota; Viridiplantae; Streptophyta; Zygnematophyceae; Desmidiales; Closteriaceae.
AUGGGUGCCAUUACCUCAGUCGACGCGGCAGAAAAAUUCGACCGUGCAUCGAAUGCACGUGUCGUUUCCACGUCAUGCGUAGCCACGUCAUCCAGUGACACGUCAUCCGUUGCCACGUCAAGCUCAGAGGACGAGAGGCAGGAGGUUCAAGGAGAGCGCGAAUCUAGUGGAAGCGCGCCGUUGAGAAGAGAUGCGAGCCAUGCAUCAGCACCCGCGUCGUCAGGGUCUCACGCGGGAUCACCGUGCGACACAGGCGUAGUCGCAGGGGGCGCGGAGGCGGCGGCGCUGAUUCCGGGGCUGCCGGACGACCUGGCGACGGAGUGCCUGCUGCGCCUGCCGCGCCAGGAGCACCGCGCCAUGCGCCGCGUCUCACGGCGCUGGAACCAACUCAUUCAGUCCCCCCUGUACUACGAGAUGCGGCGGCACAGGGGAGUGCAGGAGGGGUGGGUGUACGUGCUCUCACGAGACAGCUCGGACCGCCUGUGGUGGCACGCGCUGGACGUGCGCUCCGCCACGUGGCACGACGUGCCGCGCAUGCCCUCCCUCUGCUCGCGCGCCUACGGGCUCGCCUGCGCAGCCUGCCAGGGCAACCUUUACGUCAUUGGCGGGGCGGGGUGGCUCAAACCCAGCAGACCGCACGUGUACAGGUACAACCCCCCGGCCAACAAGUGGGUGCGCGUGGCGGACUUGGCGUUCCCCCGCUGCUACUGCGUGGCCGGUGCCGUGCGCCUGGAGAGGGAUGGCAAGGGCCGGGAGCAGGGCGCGGGAUGGCUCGGAGACGGGGGCGACAGGGGGGGGGAGGGGAGGGAGGCGGGAGAUAGACUGGGGGAUGGCGGGUGGGAGAGGGAGAGGGAAUGCAGGAUUGGGAGGGAGAGGGAGAGGGAACGCGGGAUUGGGAGGGAGAGGGAGGAAGAAAGGGGGAUUGGGAGGGAAAAGGAAAGGGAAGGGGAGAGGCUACGGGAUGGGGAGGGAGCGCGAGAGGGAGAAAGUGUGGUUGGGGGGAAAAGGGAGGGAGAGAGGAGCGGAGUGGAGGAAAGUGAAAGGGCUGGGGAGAACGCAGGAGGGGGGGAGUCGAGCAGUGGAGGGAAACAGGGGGGUAGCAGCAGGGAGCCGAGAGUGGGGAAGGCGAGAGGGGCAGAGGGAGGGAGCAGCAGCAGCAGGGCGGAAGGGGUGUGUUCGGUGGGAGGGGCGUGGGCGAGUGAACGGCUGGUGGUGGCGGGUGGCAUGGGGGCGAGCAACACGUCACUGCUGACGUCAGUUGAAAUUUACCACCCGCAGGAGGACCGGUGGACCAGUGCGGCCCCGCUGCCCUUUGAGUGUGACUUAGAGGAUGCAGCCGUGCUAGCCAACCGACUGCUGCUGCGCCACAUGCGCUGCGUGCACUCCCCCCCCGGCCCUGACGCUGUCGCCUUCUCCCUCUCCUCCAACUCCUGGUCCCCGCUUUCCGGGAACCUUCCCUCUGCCUGGCACGGCCCGUCCACGGUGCUGGACGGUCGGAUGUACAUGCUGGAUCAGAUCGGGGGGAUCCGAUUGGCCGUGUACGAUGACGUGGCGCAGAUGUGGCGCCCGAUUGGCCGACUGUCCCCGGCGCUGCUGACGCCGCCGUGCCGGAUAUUAGGGUUUCGCGGGCGGCUGUACGUGAUAGGGAGGGGGCUGUCCAUGGUGGUGGUGGAGGUGGAGGAGGCGUUGCGGUGUGAUGGUGUGCUGCUGACGCGCCGCAUUGAUGGUGUCGGGUGCCCCUCCGAUGUGCGAUUCAUGGCGGCUGACGUGCUUCGUGGUGGUGGGUUGGCGAGUGCAGUGCGGUACGGAGGACUGCAGCGCGUUGCCUAA